Messenger RNA from Prionailurus viverrinus (fishing cat), 1229 nucleotides. RefSeq names its product centromere protein V (gene CENPV). Gene Ontology annotation, cellular component: kinetochore; spindle midzone; nucleus. The transcript has 6 exons. Gene Ontology annotation, molecular function: carbon-sulfur lyase activity. Lineage: Eukaryota; Metazoa; Chordata; Mammalia; Carnivora; Felidae. The coding region runs from base 58 to 951 and encodes 297 amino acids. Gene Ontology annotation, biological process: regulation of chromosome organization; pericentric heterochromatin formation; positive regulation of cytokinesis. The record is from RefSeq and is a predicted model, not a curated record.
GCGCGGGGCGGCGGGGACGCGCGGGCGGCGAGGCCUGCGCGCCUGGCUGCGGGAGCCAUGCGGCGGGCGAGAAGCGGCGCGGCCGCCAAGCCACGCGUGCAGAAGCGGCCGGGAGCCUCCGGGGCCCCCGCGGCCGCCCCCUCGGCCCCCAGCGCCAGCCGCUCCCGGCGCUCCACGGGCCAGGCCGGGGGCGAGAGCAGGGCGGCGGCGAGGCAGCCGUCGGCGAAGCGGCGGCCGACGCAGUCGUCGCCGCGGGCCCAGGAGGCGGGCCCCGGGCAGCCGCCGCCGGAGCUGCCUCUGCUCCCGCCGCCGCCGCCGCCGCCGCCGCCCCCCCCCGCCUCGCCCGCUGCCUCGCUGCCCGACCUGGGCGACCAGCGGGAGCGCUGGGAGACGUUCCAGAAGCGACAGAGGCUCACCUUCGAGGGCGCCGCCAAGCUGCUGCUGGACACCUUCGAAUACCAGGGCCUGGUGAAACACACCGGAGGCUGCCACUGUGGGGCGGUUCGUUUUGAAGUUUGGGCCUCGGCGGACUUGCACAUCUUUGACUGCAACUGCAGCAUUUGCAAGAAGAAACAGAAUAGACACUUCAUUGUCCCAGCUUCUCGCUUCAAGCUCCUGAAGGGAGCAGAGAGUAUAACCACAUACACGUUCAACACGCACAAGGCGCAGCACACGUUCUGUAAGAGAUGCGGCGUUCAGAGCUUUUACACUCCCCGCUCGAACCCUGGAGGCUUCGCUCCCGUUUGUUCCUCAUCUGUCCCGUGGAGAGGCCUUCCUGCCUGCCUUAAUCAAGAAAGGCUUUCGGGAGGUACAAGAUCCUAUAAAGGAAUCGCCCCCCAUUGCCUAGAUGAGGGCACCGUGCGGAGUGUGGUCAUUGAGGAAUUCAAUGGCACCGAUUGGGAAAAGGCCAUGAAGGAGCACAAGACCAUCAAGAACAUGUCUAAAGAGUGAGCUCCUGCUUCGCCCUUCCUGAAAAGGAGGAACGAUGGGGGCCAGCAGCUUUGCUGUCCCCGCUGCACCUCAGUGGUGCUCGUGAAUGUGGCUGACUGGGGCCACCGGCUCCGUUGGCCAGCGGCCAUCUGGAUGUUCGCAGUUCGCUCCAGCUACCAGUUUCUUUAGGCAGCUCUUUGUCCUUCCUCAGCCCAGAUUUUGAUGUAGGCUAGUUGGUAUCCUUUCUCUUCUCAACUUUUGUGUGAUCUUUUAGAAAAAUAAAUAUUUUUAACAUGAAA